AAACUGUUUCCAGUGUGUUUCCACCAUCUACAGCAUUUUUCUUGGAGAACUUGAAUGCAGCAAAAUUAUCCGGAUGUGACGCUUAUACGCAGAUGACGUAAGAAACGUCAUUCAAGAUGGCAGCGCUGGCGUCCUUGAUGCUCAAGUCCAGAGCAGGUGUUCUGGUACCGGGUCAGACCUCUCUUCUGGACUCUGUGAGGUAUGCCUCCAAGAAGGCUGGCGGAAGCACUAAGAACCUCGGCGGAAAGAGCCCUGGGCGGAGAUUUGGCUUCAAGAAACAGGAUGGUAAUUUUGUCCAUAUGGGUAACAUCCUUGCAACACAGAGGCAGAUGAGGUUUCACCCAGGAGCACAUGUGGGGAUGGGAACCAACCACACGCUCUUUGCUUUGGAAGACGGCUACGUCAGGUUCACCAAGGAGGUGUAUAUACCACCACCACGCAGCACCGAGGCCAAAAAGAUCAUCUGCAAUCUGCCAAAAGGAGCUGUGCUCUACAAGACCUUCAUCAACGUCCUGCCAGUCAAGCAGGAGAGCAAGUUUACACUGGUAGACAUGGUCUAAACUGACUGGACUGGGACGUCAUUGUUUCCCAGGUAUUCUUGCAGUGGCCGGGAUCAAGAAGGAUUGGAUUUGACUGACACUUUGAUCUGAUCUAUGGCUAACAAACAGAAGUUAAACUCUGUCAAGGGCCGGACAUGAUAUCAGCUGCCAGCAGUGUGGUGUUUCCUGUAUUUAAUAAUGAUAUCAUCCCAAUAUAGUCCUUGAUAUUGUUGCUGCUUCAUGUUCACCCAGGACUUACCACCUUAAGGAACUGGGAAUUCUGUUUCCAUAAUACUGAGUAUGUGCUGACUGUAUUAAAAUUGUAUAUGUUAAAGUCUUUACAUUUAA
Messenger RNA from Cottoperca gobio, 887 nucleotides. It is a transcript of the gene mrpl27, whose product is annotated as mitochondrial ribosomal protein L27. Gene Ontology annotation, molecular function: structural constituent of ribosome. The coding region runs from base 117 to 560 and encodes 147 amino acids. Lineage: Eukaryota; Metazoa; Chordata; Actinopteri; Perciformes; Bovichtidae. The record is from RefSeq and is a predicted model, not a curated record. The transcript has 4 exons. Gene Ontology annotation, biological process: translation. Gene Ontology annotation, cellular component: ribosome; mitochondrial large ribosomal subunit.